GCGGGCAGUACAACCCCGCCAAUUUUUUCUUUCCCUAUCAAGCUCCGAUUGUCAAUUGCUCACUGGCUGUGACGUGACGCGACAACUCCAACACCACACGCAAGCAGGCACAAACACGCCGGCGCCCACGCCCACGCCCACGCCCACGCCCAGUCCUGCUACACCAUGUCCGGCCGCGGCGGUGGCAGAGGAGGCGGAGGCUUCCGUGGCGGCCGUGGAGGCGGCGCCAGAGGGAGUCUUGCCAAUGUCGCUUGGGCUAAUGACCCAACCCUCAAGGCCGACAUGCGCCCGUCCGAGGUGUUCCCGGAAUAUGUCGUCCCAACAGCCGCGCCUUUGACCACGAGAGAAAAGUCUCAAGUCUCAUCGUACCUGCUCGUAUGCGAACAGAUUCACUCCGGGCCACUUUACACGCAGACCAGAACCUGGAAUGUCGACUCAGACACUCCGUUGCGAACUUAUGGCCAAGAACAGGUCAAUCAACGUUACGGCGUCAAGAACAAGGCCACUGUUGACCCUUUCUUCAGCAUGCCGAUGUACUCGAAGAGGCUGGAGCGCAGGGAGCGCACCCUGCCAGACCUCUCGGCGAGGCCAUUCAUGAAAACUCUCUUUCCCGCCGAAUUACACGACACACUCGAUGGCAACGAUGGUGCCGGUAAGAGUGGGCGCGGUGGUGCCGGCAAGAAGAAGGUACUUACUCUUUCCGAUGUCCACUCGCUCCGAACCGCAGAGGAUAUCUUUGGACGGAACGAGACGGAGGAGGAGCGCAAAAAGCGCCUCGAGGCACUUGCCAAGGAGGAAGAGGACGGCGAUCUGGAUGCAGAGGAUGAGGAGGGCAUGGAGGAGGAGAUGGACGAUGAGUUUGAGGACUCGGACGAGGGAGAUUACAAUGCCGAGGCUUACUUUGACGGCAACGACUACGACGACUACGACGAAGGGGAUGAUGGAGCAGAGGGCAUCUACUGAUGUUUGUGGCGGUUGAGGAUUAUUAUUAUUAUUUUCUUCCUUGUAUCACCAUACCGGCGGCGCCAGGCGUUUUCAUUGUACGGCGUUUCUUUUGGGCAGAUACCAGUUUCAGUUACGCUAAAAGAAUGAUUUCAGGAUA
Molecule: messenger RNA, 1102 nt
Organism: Pyricularia oryzae 70-15
Lineage: Eukaryota; Fungi; Ascomycota; Sordariomycetes; Magnaporthales; Pyriculariaceae
Exons: 3
Coding region: 166-963 (265 amino acids)
Biological process (GO): transcription by RNA polymerase III
Cellular component (GO): RNA polymerase III complex
Source: RefSeq, a predicted model, not a curated record